AUGUCCCACGUGCUUCAUGUGGAUAACGCUGUCAUACCCCCUCCUGCCUGCAGAGGUCGCUAUACGGACCAGGAAACAGCAUGUUCCUGAACCAGGAAGAGGUUAGCAGUCUCACAAAGAAAAUGGCGCAGGGUAGCAUGGAGAAAGCUGCUGCAGGCACCCAGGGAUGGCUCCACGGGGCCUAUCAUUUUAUCACCGAUAAGAAUGACUUCCGCAGGUUUGUGACCCCGAGGGUUUAUAUUGAUGGUGUCAUACGUGGAGUACAUCCUGUAACACACAACACGUGCAUGGCUCCCUGGCAGUGGGUGAUGGUGACAGUGUGA
Molecule: messenger RNA, 323 nt
Organism: Pelobates cultripes (western spadefoot toad)
Lineage: Eukaryota; Metazoa; Chordata; Amphibia; Anura; Pelobatidae
Source: the annotation of a GenBank genome assembly